CAGUGACCCACUAAAGGGAAAUUUUCAAAGAAAUUAUUCUUUUGAUUACCAGACGAAAACAGGAGCUGUGGAAGAUUGGAGAAGAGCUUGCAGACUUUAGCUGUUCUCUUCUCUUUUUCCUCUUACACUCUUUCUCUGUCGCUACAGCCUACAGUUGGGGUUGAUGAUUUUGCCUUCUUGUUGGAGUCUGUAGAGGAAACUUUUAGUUAAGCUUGUGUCUUUAUCUGAGGGUUUUUUGGGUUGGAAUUCAAUUAUUUCUCAGAAGCAAUACCAGUAGUAUAGUCUAUUUCAAAAUGCCGAUGUAUCAGCCUAAUACCAAUAGAAGAGGAGGAAUAAUGAAGCUAGAUGUAGGUAGUGGUGGGCAAGUGCUGGAUCUGGAAACUGCUGUUAAAGAUGGCAUUUUAGGUGGCACUGGUGGUGGAUUAAUUUCCACGGCCAACACGGAGAAAUUGGAUCUGAAGAAGAUGAUUGAGGAGCUUGAAUCGAUGGAGGUGCCUUCUGUGUUUAUUUGUCCAAUCUCAUUGGACCCAAUGCAAGACCCAGUGACUCUCUGCACUGGCCAGACUUAUGAAAGAUCCAAUAUCCUCAAAUGGUUUUCUUUUGGCCAUUGUACUUGCCCUACUACAAUGCAAGAGCUCUGGGAUGAUACGGUAACACCAAAUAGGACUCUGCAGCAGCUGAUUUACAGCUGGUUCUCGCAAAAGUAUUUGGCUAUGAAGAAAAGAUCGGAGGACGUGCAAGGUAGGGCUAUUGAGCUUCUGGAGACUCUAAAGAAGAUUAAGGGUCAAGCUAGAAUUCAAGCUUUGAAAGAGCUCAGGCAGGUUGUCGCUGGACAUGCUACAACUAAGAAGACAGUGUUAGAUAACGGUGGGGUUGCUCUGGUUUCCAACUUAUUGGGUCCUUUAACUACUCAUGCUGUUGGGUCCGAGGUAAUUGGGAUUCUUGUGAAUUUGAAUCUUGAUUUCACAUCGAAAGCCAAUUUGCUGCAGCCUGCAAAGAUUUCUUUAAUGGUAGAUAUGUUAAAUGAGGGUUCGAUUGAGACCAAGAUUAAUUGUACGAGAUUGAUUGAAAUGUUGAUACAAGGGAAGGAAUUUGAAUCCGAAAAUGUGUCCAGCUUGAGCCUUGCAGUUGGCUUGUUGAGGUUAGUGAAAGAUAAGAGACACGCAAACGGGAUAUUGGCUGGACUUGGCUUGCUAAAGAUUCUUUGUUCGCAUGAGUCUUGUCGGAAUUCAAUUGUCAGCAUCGGUGCAAUCCCUCAAUUAGUGGAGCUAUUGCCUAGUCUGAAUAAUGAGUCCCUAGAAUUGGCACUUCAUAUUCUGGAGGUUCUUUCAACUGUUCCAGCGGGAAGCAUAGCUUUGAAGGAUUGUGUUCGUACAAUACCGAAUGUGGUUAAGUUGUUGAUGAAGGUUUCAGAGAGCUGUACUCACCUGGCAUUAUCAAUAUUGUGGGCAGUUUGUCAGCUUGCACCAGAAGAAUGUGCUGCACUUGCUGUGGAGGCAGGUUUGGCAGCUAAGCUGCUCCUGGUAAUACAAAGUGGUUGUGACCCCGUGUUAAAGCAGAGGUCGGCUGAGCUCUUGAAAUUGUGUAGUCUAAAUUAUGCAUCUACUAUCUUCAUAUCAAAAUGCAAGCUGACCAAAACAAUACAAUGAAGAGACUGCCUUUUUGUGUUGAUAUGUCCCAUAUAUUUUUCCUUGGCCAAAAGGCAAAGGGAAUGGAGCCUGAUGGAAUGGGGUCAAUUGGGGGUUUCUGAGGUAUCCCGUGUAAAUUAAAGAUCGUCUGAUACAUUCUAUUGGUUUCACGUAAUAGAACAUCAUAAUGUGGAUAUAGGAUAAUUUCAUACUUUGCAGUUAUUAUCUUUCAGUCCACCAUCUACAAGCUGGUAUUUGACCGAAAAGUUCCAAUAAUUCCCAGCCAGGUUGUUAUUGAAUUGGACUUAUUAUUUUCACCAAAGUGGCACAACUCUGGUCUCUGCUUCCAUGAUUGUUUCCAUGUGGAGAGGUCUGUAAAUUGUAAAGUAUGUAUAUUAGAAUAUAUAUAAUGGUGGUUUGCAGGGUGUGGAUGGUGAGAAUCAAGAAAGAGCUAAGGGUGGGGAAUUUUUAUAGGCAUCUUUCUCAAUUGUAAUUCCAUAUUAAUUUUGAGCUCCCCAUUGAUCCUCAAUUUUUUUUUGUCCUUCAUUUUUAUGGUUUUGUGGGGUGGGAAAGCAUAUGUUAAAUUUCACCUUGGAAAAGGUUAUUUCACCUUAAAUGUAGAUCUUUUGUGCUUUCAAUGUAAAAUCAUUCAUAAUGAACUUCUACUUUUAUUUCGUUAACUA
Messenger RNA from Jatropha curcas, 2311 nucleotides. RefSeq names its product U-box domain-containing protein 30. Lineage: Eukaryota; Viridiplantae; Streptophyta; Magnoliopsida; Malpighiales; Euphorbiaceae. The record is from RefSeq and is a predicted model, not a curated record. Gene Ontology annotation, biological process: protein ubiquitination. Gene Ontology annotation, molecular function: ubiquitin protein ligase activity.